UCGACGGGUGAAGGAAAGCUGUUUUUCGGUCAGAUGGCGUGCAGACGUCCGCCCACGGUUUUCUCCUACAUAUCCACAGCCAGUCAUUGACAGUGCGAGUUGCAGAUAAGAUAGAACUAUCAGUAAAAACAACUAGUCAGUAACAAUAGACGGGGAAAUAACACAAAUCAUUGUUGUUGUUAUUAUUUAAAUACAUCCAAACUGUAAGGACAUCACAAACCAAGAUGCAAAGAAAAAAUAACUAUCAACCAAAAUCUGAAACGUAAUUGACGCAUAAAGAAAGACAAAGGCGUGGAAAUUAAUUACACAGACUGGAAAAAGACCAGAGGCCGACGCGAAGGGGAUUGUGUGAAACAAACGUAAACAAUCUUCUAAUAGAAGAAAUAAUAAAACAAUUGCAGGAAUCGGUCGGAACAUUUGGCACGGUUUGAAGAGGGAUAUCUGAGACAGUUACAAUCAAGCAACCUGGAACUCCCAACUCUUCGAACCUGCGCAAACUGGACUUCUAAAACUCCAGUAUUUUUUAAGGUAGAGGGACCAUGUCAAUACCAAGAACCUUGGGCGAGCUUCAACUCCAUUGCGUCCUCCAGCGAGCUAACCUGCUCUCCUACUAUGACACCUUCCUACAGCAAGGGGGUGACGACGUGCAGCAGCUGUGCGAGGCUGGUGAGGAGGAGUUCCUUGAGAUCAUGGCUCUGGUUGGCAUGGCUACCAGGCCUUUGCACGUCAGGAGGCUCCAGAGGGCACUGAGGGAGUGGGCCACAAACCCGACCCUUUUCAGCCAACCUCUCCCCAGUGUGUCCGUCAACAGCACAUCUGUUGUCAAGAGCUGUGACACUGUAAUGGGGAGGAGAUCUCUUAGAAACCUUGGAGACAACCAGGAAAGGCUUAAUAAUAUUACCAAAAGCCCUGAGAAGCUCCUGCCUUUCCAACAGUGGAGUGGGAGGUUCUCCUCGGAUCCUGACAGCAAUAAUGAAGAAGAGCAGCCGUCGCCCCACUUCAGCCCGGAUGGGAGUCUCGAACUGGAUUCCGUCAGGGCCGUAGCAGACAUCGUAGAGCGGCUGAUGAAGACUGUGCCGCGCGCCGACCCUGGAGAGAUCCAGAGCCUACUAAAGCUCAAUAAGAAGCUGGCCAGGUCGAUGGGGCACAUCUUCAGCAUGAACCCCCAGGACCCUGCCAAGGAGGAGGAGAUCCGAAAAUACAGCCUCAUCUACGGCCGCUUUGACCCCAAGAGGAGGGAGGGGAGGCAGCUAAGCCUCCAGGAGCUGACAGUCAAUGAAGCCUCAGCCCAGUUCUGUAUCCGUGACAAUGCCCUUCUGCUACGGAGAGUGGAGCUGUUCUCAUUGGCGAGGCAGGUAGCCAGAGAGUGCGCCUACAACUUCAUGCUGAAGCGCACUAGAUUGAAUCCUGGUGAUGCCAAUGGGCCACAAUUUAAGAAAAUAAAACAAGAGGUCAUGGUGUUCGAGUCUGUGUCCUCCUCUCAUGACAUUAGUGACAGCAGCAAGCACACAAGUCCUGAGACUGCUCCUCUGGGGAACAGACAGGGGUCGGAAGACGACAUCUGCAGUUUCCCUGUGGAGAGCUUCAAUGGGAACCCACAGGGGUCUCGCUCCAGCCUGGCCUCUUCCCCCUGCCCCCAUAGCGACCCGCCCUUGGACCUUCGCACCCAGGGCUCCAGGAGUCGAAACCCCCCACAGCAGACCUUCAUGGACGAGGGACGAGGAUUGGCCAUGACUGGAUCACGUGACCAUCUUGGCAGGGACAGCCCUUGUACAACAGAGAAUAGCCAGACAACAGGCAAAUUCAACACAACAUUUUGGUGAUGAAGAAAUUCUCUCUAUUUUAGAACAUAAUGAAGAUGAAAAUGAUCACAUACAGACACUAAGGGAAUACACCAGAAAAUUACUCAAAGCAGUGGCAUCGGUGAAGGCUGUUGUAUCAACAUUUCAGCAAGAUAUCCCUGCAAUGAUCCGGAGGGCUGUGUUUGAAGCAAUGAAAGUAAAAUACCCUGCUUGCCACAAUGAGCCAACAAAAUACGCACAGCUGGGACAGAAACAAAACGAGAGGGUCCAGGACUCUGGUCCCCGUGUCCCUGCACCGUACAGCUGCAUAAUGAACACAAGUGAAGAGCACAAGGGCAUUCAAGCAUUCAUCAGCCCACAGAGGCUGCUGGAAUCGGAGCGAUGUGCUGAUUUCAAGAAAAUGACAUGCAACCUCAUGAAGGCUGUUUUUACAAGAGAGGAGAUCUUGACUAGAAGUGUAACUGGAAGACGAGGGAAAGGAAUGGACGAAGCCAGAGAGGCGCUGGAUGCUGAGAAAGUUCAAGCAGUCGUGGACCGAGUAAUCAGCAGAUUCCCUCACGUUGACAGAAACAUGGUCAUUGCCAAGAUGGGACAAAAGCUUAAAGAUGAGAGGAUUGCAAACGGACGCUCGUCAUCCAAGGACUGAUACAAUGAGCUCCUCUUCUGUAAUGUAAAACACUCACUCAGUCUUACAAUCUGUGGAAAACUGAAGAAACAAAGGGGUGAUUUCAGUAAGAAAACAAAAAUGCAGCACGAUUUUUUUGUUUCAGUUUUUAAAGGCUUUUUUAAAAAUGUCUUUAGAAAUAUCUGUCUGUUUAUCGUCCCUUGCCUGUGGGCGUCUUAAUCAUGUCUGUAUGUCACAUGUUUGUACAUGUGCAUUGGGUUUAGUUUUACUCAAAGAAAU
This is a messenger RNA of Polyodon spathula (Mississippi paddlefish), 2706 nucleotides long. Its product is annotated as NGFI-A-binding protein 2-like. Lineage: Eukaryota; Metazoa; Chordata; Actinopteri; Acipenseriformes; Polyodontidae. Gene Ontology annotation, cellular component: nucleus. The transcript is spliced from 10 exons. Gene Ontology annotation, biological process: negative regulation of DNA-templated transcription. The coding region runs from base 540 to 1823 and encodes 427 amino acids. The record is from RefSeq and is a predicted model, not a curated record. Gene Ontology annotation, molecular function: transcription factor binding; transcription coregulator activity.